Molecule: messenger RNA, 558 nt
Organism: Glycine soja
Lineage: Eukaryota; Viridiplantae; Streptophyta; Magnoliopsida; Fabales; Fabaceae
Product: probable pectinesterase 53
Exons: 3
Coding region: 1-558 (185 amino acids)
Biological process (GO): cell wall modification
Molecular function (GO): pectinesterase activity
Source: RefSeq, a predicted model, not a curated record
AUGAAACAAAGAAUAAUUUUGUGGGAAGAGGAUGCUAAAUCAUUGUGUGCUAAAACAGAACAGUGCUCCGCAUGUGGUUGGAAGGAGGGGGGAACAAGCCGUGGCGCUUCGCAUGAUCGCAUCUCAGGAACCAAAGCUGGUUUCUAUGGAACUCAAGACACUCUCUAUGAUCACAAAGGCCUUCAUUACUUCAACAACUGCUCUAUUCAAGGUUCUGUUCUUUUCAUCUUCGGUUCCGCCAGGUGGCUUCCAUCACUGCUCAAAAACUGCAUAGCAACAGGUAGUGGGCAGAUUUAUCUUGGAAGAGCAUGGGGAGAUUAUUCCAGAGUUAUUUUCUCAUACACCUACAUGGACAACAUAGUUCUCCCCAAAGGAUGGAGUGAUUGGGGUGACCAAAAGCGUGACUCGAGAGUAUAUUAUGGAGAAUACAAGUGUAGUGGGCCAGGAGCUAACUUGGCUGGAAGUGUGCCAUGGGCACGGGUACUGACGGAUGAAGAGGCCAAGCCUUUUAUUGGAAUGCAAUUCAUUGAACGGGACACUUGGCUUGCUAGCCCCUAA